AUGAUAAAAUUAUGUGUAUACGUAUGUUCCGGCUGAUGUAAAAUAUAUAAAAGUUUAAUGUAUUUGAUUCUCAUAAUUUGUAAUAUUUCUGUAAAAACCUUAUCAGCUUUUUCCAUAACAUAAAAAUCGAAGUAUAGAACAGAUAUUUGAAAAUCGAGAAAAACCGGAAAUCGGCGCUCUACGUAUGCAGAAAUGGAAAGAUGGUAUCCGGUAUAGAGAAGGUAAAGAGAAUAAUCCUUCCGGUCACCGUUACAUUAUGCUAUUCAAGUUCGUUUGUGAAGUAAAAUCAAAGAAGCGAAAGAGAGAAAAUGGGGAUAAAGAGGAAAAAAAAUCAAAAAAGGCAUCAGAAAAAGAAUCCAAUAAAAAUGAAGAUAACGUUUGGGAGUUGGGAAAUAAUCGUCAAGUUAGUGUAAGAGAUUUCAAAGGAAAAUUGUAUGUUGACAUUAGAGAAAUGUACAUGGAUAAAGAAUUAAAUUUGAAACCUGGAAAGAAAGGUAUUUGCUUGAGCAUACCACAAUGGCGAAAAUUAUUAUCUGUUGUGGAUGAUGUGGAUAAAGCAGUAAAGUCCAAGUGCUGAAUAAUAUCUACUUUCUUGUGUAUCUAGUAAAUAUUUUACAGUUUUUCAGUUAUUAAAUACCUAAUCUUUUAUUAUUUGUAAAAAAACUACACAUAUCCUUAAUAUAUAUAUUCUUUAAUUACAAGUAUGUUAAAUUACAUCUAUGAAAUAAUAUAAUUCAAAGUCAGUUUAUGUUAUAUUUAUGAGAUAUCAUUUUCAAUAAAAGAUUCCAUCUCAUACAUGUGCCAAAAUUUAAAAAUUUGAUACUAUUUUUAUUUUGUUCAUUUGUAAAAU
Heterotrigona itama is the source of this 850-nucleotide messenger RNA. The record is from the annotation of a GenBank genome assembly. NCBI's taxonomy places the organism in Eukaryota, Metazoa, Arthropoda, Insecta, Hymenoptera, Apidae.